AUUUAUUUAUUUUGAAAUGUUUUGAAUUUUGACGAUUUAAUUUUGAAGAUUUGAAGUCCAUCAAAAUAAAUUUUGAUGGGAAUAUCGAUAUCCAAAAAUCAAAUUAAAAAUAGAAAUAAACACAGAUUUAACUGACCUAUAACAUUUAGUGCUGAAUGAUGUGAUGAUCCAUUUAAAUAUAAGUACCUAUAUUUUUAUCAGUUUCAUCAGUUUGUUAAAAACCCUUGCCAAGAUAAUACAAUCUAGAUAAAUACGUAAUGAAAAGGAUAUCUAAUACUAUAAAAGCAUAGUUUGUGAUGAAUUAGGAUCAUUAAUUUUACAAAUGUUGUAAAUUAUACAAACAUGAAUUUCAAUAGGUUACAUUCAAUACUGGGGUCACGUUACCCAAUAUUUGAUACCUUUACGAUUAAACCACUUAGAAGAUUGAUAACUACCAAAUCACAACAAAAAGAAAUAGAGGAAAGCUAUAGAGUAUUGAAUAUACCAAAAAACUCAAGCCAAGAAGAAGUUAAGAAGGCUUUUCUAGAGCUUGCAAAGAAGUAUCAUCCUGACUCGAUGUCUCCAGAAGCAGAUAUAGACAAAUUUGUGAUGACGGAGAAUGCUUUCAGAACUCUAUCUAAGCUCAACACAGGUUCUCAGAAAUUGGAUGAAAUUGAACAAGUUGUGUAUGAUAUUAGGCACACUGCACCACAACAUCGUCAGUACCUAAGCUUUGAUGGUGUGGGCUAUGGAACACCAUCCCAAAGGCAGCAACAGUACACACAAGCGAGAGCACAGAAAGCUGCUGCAAAUGUAUUAGAACACCGGAUCUCCAAAGCCAUAGCCUCUGACAAAACACUCAUGAAAAAAGAAUCAGUUAAGCAUGAUAUUAAAACUAAAUAUGGCCUGGAGAGACUUGUGGAAGAUUUAAUACAAGAGUCAAUGUCCAAAGGUGAAUUUGAGAAUUUGAGUGGCCAAGGGAAACCGUUGAAAGAUCAGAAUACUAAUCCUUAUGUUGAUUUCACAACUCAUAAAAUUAAUGAGGUAUUAAUCAACAAUGGUUUCACACCAGAAUGGAUCACAAUGUCCAAAGAAAUAGAUGCAGAUAUUGAACUAUUGAAGGAGGAGAUAAGCAAAGAGAGAAUGUAUUUAGGACCACAUCCAUUGAACGAUACUGACCAGACAAAAUGGCAGAAAAUAUAUGAUAGCAAUAAAUUACUGGCAGAAUCGUUAAAUUUUAAAAUAAAUACAUACAAUUUAAUAGUGCCACUUCUGAAUAAACAGAAGUUUCACGUAGAAUUUGAUAAAAUUUGUCAAGAAAUUCUGGUUAAUGGAAAACAUUCUAUGGAAAAACGUGUGGAAAAAUCCCAUGAGCCUCAUGUGUUGGUGGAUCAUAGUAAUGAUAUAUUGGGAGAAUUUUUCAAAGGCUUAGGAGAGCUACUUGUUGGGAAUGAAAAACAUAAGUUUGGCAGUUAAUUAUUAUGUAUUCAAUGUAAAAUCUGAAAAUAGUAAAUACGUUUAUUUUUAUUAUUGUUAGGAGUUGGAUGAAAAUCAUUUACUGGAAUCCUAAAUCGCUUGGCGGUACGUCUUUGCUGGUAGGGUGGUACCUAGCUGCAGCCAAAGCCUCCCACCAGUCAGACCUGGACCAAUUAAGGAAACCUCAAUCGGCCCAGCCGGGGAUUGAACCCAGGACCUCCGCCUUGUAAGUUCACUGCACACACCACUGUGUGAUCGUACUGAUGUGUACGAUAGUGAAAGAAUUAUUGAAAUAUUACUAAUUAACAUUAAUUAGUGUAGAAUUAUAAAUUUAAUGUUGAUAAACUGUAUUAGUUAUUUUUGUUAGAUAUAGGUAAAUGUCUGUGAUAUGCAAGUGAUAUACAUAUUUAUUUAUUGGAUAAUUUUUCUAACGCUCGAGUCAUAUAUGACUUGUUAUACUUAUUAUUUAUUAACUAUGAGUGUCAGUGAAGUUUAUGUUUUAAAUAGGUGCAAAAAAAAAUAAACACAUCAGAAGUAA
This is a messenger RNA of Bicyclus anynana (squinting bush brown), 1993 nucleotides long. Its product is annotated as dnaJ homolog subfamily C member 28. Lineage: Eukaryota; Metazoa; Arthropoda; Insecta; Lepidoptera; Nymphalidae. The record is from RefSeq and is a predicted model, not a curated record. The transcript is spliced from 4 exons. The coding region runs from base 343 to 1455 and encodes 370 amino acids.